AUGAAACCCCAGCGAGAGAUUCUACCCGCAGGCCCAACAGCAGCCAGCAGCGCCUCCUCGGAGCGGGAGUCGACCCCGCAAUCCGCCACCGGUACCACAUCCAGUGCACCUAGACGCCGUCCCCAGACCAAGAUUGCCUGCACAUCCUGUCGCCGGCGGAAAUCGAAAUGUGAUGGCAUGCGUCCCGUGUGCUCCCUGUGUGCCGGCAUGGGUCGUACCAGGUGCGAGUACGAUGCCGGCCCAGACGUCACCCGCUUUGCUGCCCUCAAGACCAAGCACGAGGAGCUGCAACGCCGCGUCGCCCUCUUUGAAGAACUCUUCCGCCUGCUGUCCAUGCGCUCCGAGGCCGAGUCCAUCGAAAUCAUCCGCCGUAUGCGCACCACCAACGUAGAAACAGACCUCGAAGAUCUCAUCAAGUUCAUCAAGAACGCCGACUUGUUGAUGCAACUGGCCUCUGUCCAGUCGGACCAGGGAGCGACUCCAGGGGCAUCGGGUGCCGGCACGCACUCCUCAAACAUGCCCCUGGACGACAUCCCCUCCCUACUCGAAUUACUAAAAUCGGCCGUUUCCAAACUCGACGCCUCAGCUCGGACUGCUUUCCUGGACACGAUAAGACAUCAAAUAGACCUCUUCACCUCUCGUGAGGGCGGUCGAUCCGGCUCUGCUGAAACAGUGAAGCUGGAAGAAUUGCCCGAAGGGGACGCAGAGACGGACGGCGAACGACCCCCUGAGCCAGGGGCCUUCCUCAGGCAGCUGCUUAACGAUGACAUGACGAGACCGAACUGA
Colletotrichum spaethianum is the source of this 786-nucleotide messenger RNA. RefSeq names its product nitrogen assimilation transcription factor nit-4. Gene Ontology annotation, biological process: regulation of DNA-templated transcription. Gene Ontology annotation, molecular function: zinc ion binding; DNA-binding transcription factor activity, RNA polymerase II-specific. NCBI's taxonomy places the organism in Eukaryota, Fungi, Ascomycota, Sordariomycetes, Glomerellales, Glomerellaceae. The transcript has 2 exons. The record is from RefSeq and is a predicted model, not a curated record. Bases 1 to 786 code for a protein of 261 amino acids.